UCUCCCCAGAGAAGGUAAUUGGAUUCUUCUCUGAAGCAAUGAGACACCUGCCUACCUCAUAAUGAGGUGUGAAACAUCAAGGCCAAGUAGCCAUGCAGAGGCGAAGAGUGGCUAAACAAACCAUUUCCGCCGUCUGUUAUGUGUCACCACCUGCCAUCCUCCUUCUUCCUUAAAUACCAUGCCUCCUCUGUAGCUAUACCACUCUCACUUCAAACCAUACAACGCAAGCCCCCCUCCUCUAAAACACAUGGCUACGCCUCAUUGCUUUUUCAUCCUUUCUCUUUCCCUACUGCUUCUCUUUCAUGGCUCCUUCUCUCUCCGGCAGCCGCGAGAUGAGUGCCAGGUGGAUAGGAUCAAUGCCCUUGAACCAGAUAACCGUGUUGAAUGCGAAGCCGGAGUAAUUGAUUCUUGGAAUCCAAAUGAAGAUCAGUUCCAGUGUGCUGGAGUCGCUGUUGUCAGGUGGACAAUUGAGCCCAGAGGCCUUCUACUGCCAUCUUACAGCAAUGCUCCUCAACUUGUUUACAUUGUCCGAGGUAGAGGUGUGACUGGGAUCUCUUUCGCUGGAUGCCCUGAAACAUUCCAGGAGUCUCAACAACCAGGAGUCAGCACUAGAGUCCAAGACAAACACCAGAAGAUUCGACGUUUCCGCCAGGGAGAUAUCAUUGCUAUUCCCGCCGGCGUACCUCACUGGUGCUACAACGACGGCAAUGAACCCGUUGUUGCAGUUUCUGUCUUGGACGUCCACAACGGAGCCAACCAGCUUGACAUGAACCCUAGAGUAAGAGAUGAUCAAAUUCCUCUCUCUAUAUACGAAAUACCCACUAAAUUUAAGGUCGUUGGACACUUCUAUGUAGCUGGUAACCCAGAAGAUAUGUUCCGGCAACGAUUCGAUGAAACCCGUGAUCCUCGAGGCCCACGAGAAACCCGCCGCCCGUUCAUGGAGCCAACACAGCGUGAAUGCAACAAUCUUUUCUGUGGAAUGGACACAAGGUUCCUGGCCGAAGCUUUCAACGUCAAUGAACAACUGGCUAGGAAGCUUAGGAACGAGAACGACGUCAGAGGCAACAUUGUGAGAGUGGAAGGUAACCUUCAGCUAGUGAGGCCACCAAGAACACAGCAAGAGAGACAAGAGCAAUUACAGCGAGAGAGAGGAUUUGGAAGACGCCCCAAUGGCCUGGAGGAGACCUACUGCAGCGCCAGAAUUAUAGAGAACAUCGGUGAUCCCACACGAGCCGAUGUCUUCGUCCCAGAAGCUGGUCAUGUAAGAACAGUAAACAGCCACAACCUCCCUAUUCUUGAGAGGAUGCAACUCAGCGCUUCCCAUGUGGUUCUCCGCGAUAAUUCGGUGAGGUUACCACACUUGCACAUGAACGCCCACAGCUUACUAUACGCGGUGAGAGGUCAAGCGCAGGUUCAGGUGGUGGAUGAAAACGGCAAUGCUGUCUUCGACGGAAACGUCCGGGAGGGGCAGGUACUGACGGUGCCACAGAACUUUGCAGUGGUGAAAAGGACGGACAGGGAUGUAUUCGAAUAUGUAGCGUUCAAGACCAACGACAAUGCCAUGACAAAUGACCUUGCAGGGCGUGCAUCGACCAUGAGUGCACUGCCAGUGGAGGUGAUCGCCACAGCAUACAGAUUAUCGCUGGAGGACGCACGGAGGCUCAAGUUUGCGACCCAUGAGACGACCCUGAAAAGCGUAAGGCCUCGACCUGGAAGGUGGGCUGAUGCAUAA
Molecule: messenger RNA, 1732 nt
Organism: Manihot esculenta (cassava)
Lineage: Eukaryota; Viridiplantae; Streptophyta; Magnoliopsida; Malpighiales; Euphorbiaceae
Product: 11S globulin seed storage protein Ana o 2.0101
Exons: 4
Coding region: 248-1732 (494 amino acids)
Molecular function (GO): nutrient reservoir activity
Source: RefSeq, a predicted model, not a curated record